AUGCGAACCGGUGAUUUUGACUACGUCCUGCCAGAGGAGCGCAUCGCGCAGACUCCGGCGGAACCCCGGGAUGCCUCGCGCCUCCUGGUCCUCGACCGCGAUGAGCCGAGCGGCCAACUGGAGCACCGCAGCUUCUGCGACCUGACCGAAUACCUGCGUCCCGGUGACCUCAUGGUCUUCAACCGGAGCCGGGUGAUACCGGCCCGCCUUUAUGGAACCGAGACACGAUCCGGAGCCCGCGUCGAGGUGUUAUUGGUCCGUCGGCAGGAACCGGGGAUCUGGCAGGCUUUGGGACGCCCCGGCCGCCGGCUCAGGGUGGGCGCCCGGGUCACGGUCGAAGCGCACGACGGGUCGCGUUCAACGCAGGUUGAGAUACUGGAGGCCCUCGAGAACGGCCUGCGGCUGGUGAGGGUCAGCGACGAAUCGGCUCUGGGCGGCCUGGGCGAACUUCCCCUGCCUCCCUACAUCAAGGAAACACCCGACGACCCUGAGCGUUACCAGACCGUCUACGCGGACGCGCCGGGCAGCGUGGCCGCCCCCACGGCCGGACUGCACUUCACCGAAGCGCUGCUCGACCGCAUUCGCUCCUACGGAGUAACCACCGCGUGGGUCACCCUCCAUGUCGGCCUCGAUACCUUUCGGCCGGUCCAUGGCGAGGACAUCGCCGAGCAUAAGAUCCACACCGAAUGGUUUGAGAUGCCCGAGGACACGGCGGCGGCGAUCAACGCGGCGCGGAGGGCCGGCAGCCGCAUCAUCGCCGUCGGAACCACCACCGUCCGCACCCUGGAGCACGUGGCGCGGGAUGCUGACUCAACGGGAGCGCAGGAGAUCCAGGCGUCAGCGGGCGACGCCGACCUGUUCAUCCUGCCGGGUCACCGGUUCCGGUUGGUGGACGCCAUGCUCACCAACUUCCACCUGCCACGGUCCACCCUGCUGAUGCUGGUAUCCGCCUUUGCGGGCCGGGAACGCAUCCUGGCCGCGUACGAAGAAGCGAUCCGCCGCGAGUACCGGUUCUAUUCAUUCGGCGACGCCAUGCUGUUGCUCUAG
Geodia barretti is the source of this 1047-nucleotide messenger RNA. The record is from the annotation of a GenBank genome assembly. Lineage: Eukaryota; Metazoa; Porifera; Demospongiae; Tetractinellida; Geodiidae.